Prosopis cineraria is the source of this 2154-nucleotide messenger RNA. RefSeq lists its product as uncharacterized. The record is from RefSeq and is a predicted model, not a curated record. Lineage: Eukaryota; Viridiplantae; Streptophyta; Magnoliopsida; Fabales; Fabaceae. Gene Ontology annotation, biological process: asymmetric cell division. The transcript is spliced from 4 exons. Bases 542 to 1840 code for a protein of 432 amino acids.
AUAAGGAUAAUUUAAUAAUUUAUAUAAAUUCAUUAAUCAUAUAAAAAUUUUAAAAAAUUUUAAAAAAUUAUAAUAUUUUAAAAAAUUAAAUUAUUAUUUAUAUAUUUUAAAAUAAUUUUAUUAUUAUUUAUUUUAAAUUAUACAAAGUAAAAUAUUUAAUUUUGAAAAGAUUCCCACGUGGAGGAAGGGGAGAGAGACAAGUUAAGCCCAUGGAAUCCAUUAAGUUGACGAUUAGACAAGAGUAGAGGAAUCAAGAAAUGUUCCUCCGAGACUCAGAAGCGGAGGCAGUGGAAGUCCAAAACCGAAAAGAUCCAAAACCAAAAAUGGGAAGAAGCGGGAAGCACGUGACAGUGAAGCAGCUAACAUCAAUACACAUUCACACCACAUUUCCGCUUUCUUCCCUUCGAUCAAUGCCUACUACUGCACUCUACUUCCAUGCUUCCCACUUCUCACUGCUGAAUGCUGAUCCUAUUCCUACCGCCCUCUGCUAAUUUUGGGGUCUCUCUCGCUGUUCAUCAUAUCCCUUUUCUUCAUUAUCAUCAUGUGGCAGGUUCUCUUAGCUGCUGCUGUUGCCGGAUCCACUGGUUUCGUCGCUAACCGCUUUCUCGCUCAAACCAAGCAAUGCGACCAUAAUGACGACGACCCUGGGAUAACAUCUGAGAACCCACUUUCUCUGCCCCCUAUGGUUCCUAAUGUUUGUUCGGGAUCUGGAUUCGAAAUCAACGCCGACACACAAGGCGAGAUCUUCAGGUUUUCUAGUUCGGAAUCUCUGAGGAAACCUGGGCUUCGGUCUCGGACUAGUGAUUCUCGACAGAAACCUCUGUUCAGGAGCCGACGGUCCAAGAACGGGGUCAAAAUUGCAAAGAUGGAGCAGAGAUCUGAUGUACAGGCACGAUCGGAGCAGAGUAAGGAUGGAAAGCGAUUAUCAUUUUGCUUGAAGAGAAGGAAGACCAUCAAGAAUCUAGCUGGCAAAACAGGAUUUUGUUCUUCCAAAGAUGGCUCCUUAUUUGGUCAGGGACUUGGCUUUGGAAUCAUGUAUAUGAUGUCUGCUGGAAAAUCUGAGAUCAGCAAGCUGAACAAGACUAUGGAUGAAACAGCUAAAGUUGUUCAGGAAUUAAAAUCUGAGCUCUGCAGAAGAAGAUCAUCAAGUACAUGGAUAAUUUCAGAUUCUGUCGACCAUAAUGAUUUGAACUCGUGCAAAAUAAGUGAUAGGAAUGAAGUGGUUCUCAAGAAUACAAGCAGUGAGGUCAGAGACACAUAUGUCAGAACUUCGAGUCUUCAUGCAGCAAGUCAAGAUGGUGAAUGUGGAAGCAGUUCUCUUACAGAGGAAUCAGCUCAACCGGUUCCAGAAUUGGAACAACUGGAAGCAGAACUUGAGCUUGAACUUCAAAAGCUUCCUGGGUGUACUCUUGACAGUCCCUCCCUUGAAGAAAUGGGACCAAAUUUGCACGAGUUUCAAGUUGGAGAUGAUGGGUGUUAUAAAACUGAAUUCGAGGGAGUAUUGGCAUCUGAACUGAGUCAGAGACUAAAUCAUUUGCUGAUAGAACGGCAGGAAAACCAGAUUGCAGAGCUGGAAUCUGAAUUGCAUUUAGCUCAGUCCAAAAUCCAUGAGAAGGAAGCUGAACUCCAGGCACUGAAGGACACUGUCAGACGCCUUUCUCAGAUAUCUCUAUCCACUUUUUCAGAUGAUGAAACUGAUGCCGGCUCUAAUCAAAAGGGAAGCAGCGUUAGAGGCCCUAACAACGUGGACUGCGAGUCAAAGCAAACCCUGGCUGGGGUCAAAAGGCCUAUUGAUUCUGAGGCAUGCGCAUGUUAUUACCUGAAUUAUUACCUGAAAUGACUCUUCUUGGUGGGAUAUGUAGGAGGAAUAGAAAUAACAGAGAGUAUAAAUUAAAAGGCGUUGUACUUGAAGAUUAAUGUGUCUGUCCGACCAUUAUCGGGAUAAAACAGAUCCUUGCUAGAUAUGUUAGACAGUAGAAUUGUGAGAAAUAUUCGAGCUUAACCCUCUUACGGAAGCAGAGAAUGGAGAACUGGAUUCGCAGAAGUAGGCAGGAAUCUAGAUUGGAUCAGAUAGUAAACCCAAUGGUUGGGCCUUGCUUGUAUAUUCAUCUGACAGUUUUUUUAUAAUUAUAUAUAUCAUACAUAAUUCUAGCA